This is a messenger RNA of Mangifera indica (mango), 962 nucleotides long. RefSeq names its product dehydration-responsive element-binding protein 1E-like. Bases 106 to 813 code for a protein of 235 amino acids. Gene Ontology annotation, biological process: regulation of DNA-templated transcription. The record is from RefSeq and is a predicted model, not a curated record. The transcript has a single exon. NCBI's taxonomy places the organism in Eukaryota, Viridiplantae, Streptophyta, Magnoliopsida, Sapindales, Anacardiaceae. Gene Ontology annotation, molecular function: DNA-binding transcription factor activity; DNA binding.
AAACAAUUCCACUGAACUUCAAAUUUCCAACCGACAAAUCAUACUUCAGUGGAAAUAUUUGAUCAAUUAUCCGAUCCUAAUCCAUUUCUUUCAGUCUCUGGUUCCAUGGAAAAGCAAGAGUCCUCGUCGUCGUCAACGUUAUCCGACGCCAGCUCAGCCAGGCGAGUUUCAGACUUCGACGUGGAUGGGCAUUUACUAGCAACAAGCCGGCCGAAGAAGCGAGCGGGACGCAGAGUGUUCAAGGAGACUCGACAUCCGGUUUAUAGAGGCGUGAGGCAGAGGAACAAAAACAAAUGGGUUUGUGAAUUACGCGAGCCCAACAAGAAAACACGUAUAUGGCUAGGAACGUAUCCAACCCCAGAAAUGGCCGCGCGGGCUCAUGAUGUUGCUGCACUGGCGCUUAGGGGAAAAUCAGCCUGCCUAAAUUUUGCAGACUCGGCGUGGAGAUUGCCGGUUCCAGCAUCAAACGACCCGAUUGAUAUAAGAAAGACUGCAGCUGAGGCAGCGGAAGCUCAUAGGCCGCAUGAGUUUGAUGAAAUUUCUGACGGCGAAACUACUCUAAAAGCUUCAACAGAAGUUUCGUGUGACUUCAAUAACAAGGAGGAAGAAGUAGAAAGGUUUCAUGUAGACACUUGUUUGCCGGAGAGUGUUUACUUCAUGGAUCAAGAAGCGUUAUUUGAUCUGCCAGGAUUGCUUACGGAAUUGGCAGCUGGUCUUCUACUUUCCCCACCACCUCUUCCUACUGGAAGCAAUAUAAACUGGGAGGAUGGGGAAGAUGAUGGGUGUGUAUCACUGUGGAGUCAUUCCAUUUGAGAUUUUUCAUGGCAUGUAGGUCAGUAUGUUCCAUUCUUUUUAGCACACCUGAAUUAAUUUGUAAUUAGAUAGCUAGGUAUUACGUUUGUGUAUAAGUUGUUAACUGCAGGUUUCUGCAAUUCAUGUAUCAAAAUAUUUUGUCCCUGUUA